AUUCUCUCGUAUCGCGGUUUUAAGCUAGCUAACGUUAGUACGUAAGCGAGCAAAGACGAAACGAAAACAAAAACUACGUAGACUGGAGGAAGCUAACAGAAAUAAAUGGAGUUUCUGGCGGCUGAGCGCCGCUGGGGGGCGCCUUUCUCCUUUGAUGUCCGACAGAAGAGAUGUCCUGUCUUCUGAUGUAACUCUAACCUGGAUAUAUCACCAGCUACCGACAACACAGAGAAGCCCAAACACCGGACACAACGGCCAUGCAUUGGGAUGAUGGAGGAGCAGCAGCGGGACAGAUAGGCGGACACACCGGGGAUUGAACGCUCCGUGUGGGGGGAUAACAGGACGGCCAGCGCUCACAAUCCACUAAAAUAUACACACCAUCACCGACGCUAUCGUCAGGCUUCUCUGCACUGCGAUGUGAGCUGGGGGAAAUACACCUUUAACUGACAACAGCGAUGUUGCAUUCAGGCUUUAUGUGGCGAUCCAGCUGAAUAAUCGGGACCGCAGAUAAACUCAGAGCUGCAGGAAGAAGUCGUGGAAACCAUCGCUGGAGAUGGACUGCAGGUGUGAAUAACGAUGACUCCCAUCCUCGCUGUUUGAACAUGCUGCUCGGGUAGCGGAGCCGAUCGAGAGGAGCGUCUACCCUGUUGCACUCCUUCCCCUCUGGACACACACACACACACACACACACACACACACACACACACACACACACACACACACACACACACACACACACACACACACACACACACACACACACACACAGUCGGCCCAAUUCAAGCACAACCAUGCUGAUCAAGGAGUAUCACAUCCCCAUGCCGAUGAGUGUGGAGGAGUACCGCAUUGCUCAGCUCUACAUGAUUCAGAAAAAGAGCAGAGAGGAGAGCUGUGGCGAGGGCAGCGGCGUGGAGAUCCUGGAGAACAAGCCUUACGAGGACGGCCCCGGGGGCUCGGGUCAGUACACACACAAGGUCUACCACAUCGGAAAACACAUCCCGUCGUGGUUCUGUGCCAUUCUGCCUCAAGCUGCCCUCCGAGUGGAAGAGGAGUCCUGGAACGCCUACCCCUACACACGAACCCGGUAUACCUGUCCCUUUGUAGAGAAAUUCUCUAUAGACAUUGAGACGUAUUAUAAACCAGAUACCGGAAAUCAAGUGGACGUCUUCAAUAUGUCUUCUGCUGAAAAGAGACAGAGGACUGUAGACCCCAUAGACAUCGUUAAGGACUACAUCCCUCCUCAUGAGUACCUGGCGGAAGAAGACCCUAAACUGUAUCAGUCCGUCAAAACCAAACGGGGUCCGCUGUCAGACGACUGGAUCGAGGAGAUCAACCAGAAUCUGGGUGAAUGUCCCGUCAUGUGUGCCUACAAGCUCUGCAAAGUGGAGUUCAGAUACUGGGGCAUGCAGUCCAAGAUCGAGCGCUUCAUACACGACGUGGGUCUGCGUAAGGUGAUGGUUCGAGCCCACCGGCAGGCGUGGUGCUGGCAGGACGAGUGGUACGGCCUGACCAUCGAGGACAUCCGGCUGCUGGAGCUGGAGACCCAGCUGGCUUUAGCUAAGAAGAUGGCCCAGUACAGCCUGAAUGAAGAGGGGGGAGCAGAGGCCGUCAGCCAGGACCAGGAGCAGGGAGCUGAGGCCGUGGGAUCGGCUGCAGAGGCGGAAGGAGGCGGAGGGAAACUGGGAGACUCGCUGGAGACACGAGGGGAGCUCACCAAGCAGUGGUCAACGUCCUCUCACUCAUCCAACAGGUCAACUAAGAGAGGCGGGAGUCCGUCUCACCAGAGCAUUUCAGAGUGGAGGAUGCAGAGCAUCGCCCGAGACUCGGACGACAGUACAGACGAUGAGUUCUUUGAUGCUCAUGAGGACUUUUCUGACAACGAGGAUAUGUUUGCCAAGGAGAUCACCAAGUGGAGCUCCAACGACCUGAUGGACAAGAUAGAAACAACCGAGGCAGAUGAAGCACAAGAAACGUUGUAUCAGGAGUCGGGCGGGGAGUACGCCGUGAUGAGUAAUGAGGAGAGGCAGAUGGAGGACUGUUUGUCUCAGCAGUGUCUUCAAUCGUCCAAAACUCACGUCCUCGUUCUGGUCCUGCACGGAGGCAACAUUCUGGACACUGGCUCUGGUGAACAGAACAGCAAGCAGGCAGAUGUUAACACGCUGAGUGGAGCCUUUGAGACCGUGAUGAGGGUCCAUUACCCAGCGACGCUGGGCCGUAUCGCCAUCCGGAUGGUCCCCUGUCCUGCUGUCUGUGUCGACGCAUUCUCACUAGUCUCCAAUCUCAGCCCCUACAGCUACGACGAGGGCUGCCUGUCCAGCAGUCAGGACCACAUCCCUCUGGCUGCUCUGCCCCUGUUGGCUACCUCGGCGCCCCAGUACCAAGACGCCGUAGCAUCCGUCAUCUUAAGAGCCAAUCAGGUGUAUAGUGACUUCGUCAAGUCUGUAGAAGGAGCGUCUUUUAAUGGCCAGGUGUGUGUUAUCGGGGACUGUGUCGGAGGUAUCCUGGGGUUUGAUGCUCUGUGCAGCAGCUCGGUGACUGUGUCAGAAAGCCAAAACAGCAGCAGACGGGGCAGCGCCAUCAGUGUACAGGACACAGACCUUCUCUCUCCAGGUAUCGUCGUAAACAGCAUCUCUCCUUCCACGCCGUCCCUUGAAGGAAGCCGCCAUCUCAGCCGCAGCAACAUCGACAUCCCUCGCUGCUCGGGGCCCGACGACCCCAAGAGACAGCUCCCACGCAAGCGCAGCGACUCCUCCACGUACGAGCUGGACACCAUCAAACAUCACCAGGCCUUCCUGUCCAGUCUCCACUUCAGUGUGCUCCACGGGGAGCCCGGGUCACGGCGUUCCAGCGGCAGCACGAUGCUGGAAGGAGGCUCUUUGGGAAAGUUUGACUUUGAGGUGACUGACUUCUUCAUGUUCGGCUCCCCUCUGGGUCUGGUGCUCGCACUGAGGAAGACUGUGGUGCCCUUGUUAGAUGUGUCUGCUCUGCGUCCGGCCUGUCAGCAGGUUUACAACCUGUUUCAUCCAGCCGAUCCCUCGGCCUCCCGCCUCGAGCCUCUCCUGGAAAAGCGGUUCCACCUGCUGCCUCCCUUUAGUGUCCCUCGUUACCAGCGCUUCCCUUUGGGCGAUGGACACUCAGCUCUCUUGGUUGAGACCGUGCAGAGUAACCCUCAGCUUCUGAUGGAUUCUAUUGGUGCAGUUUCUCACCGCUGUCAGGACAGCACCGUCAAUGAGACCUCCAUCCCUGUGCCCGUCCUCAACUGGCAGCUCCACACAGACGCGGAUUCUCUUCACUCGCAUAUUUUUGUGGACGGCCAGACCACAUCACCGGGGGUCCCUCACCUCCGCUGCCACCGCAGGGCCAGCGAGGCCAGCAUAGCCAGCCAGGUGUCGGGCUUAGCUGACGCUUACAACGCCUCCAACAUCGCCACCACACACAAACGUGAAGUCAGCCUGCUGUCCCAGCUGGCUCUUCCCUACAAUAGAUUUGUCUCUCGGAGCUCGUCUCUGCGGUCGCGAAAGACUAUCCGUCAGGUGUUCCUGAAACCCAACGGUGUGGCGCGUGAGCAGAGCUCAGACGUUAGCUCUGACAUGACCUCUGACCUCACCGAUGUCACGUCUGAGACAGACGUCAGCUCGGCACCCCCGUCACCAGGGGUGCUGAAGAACAUAGAGCAAGUUGCUUCUCGGUGGUGGGGCAGUAAGAGGAUGGACUACGCUCUGUACUGCCCUGAUGCCCUGACAGCGUUUCCGACUGUGGCUCUGCCUCAUCUCUUCCAUGCCUCCUACUGGGAGUCCACAGACGUCGUCUCCUUCUUACUCAGACAGGUAAUGAGACACGAGAACUCCAGCAUUUUGGAGCUGGAUGGUAAAGAAGUGUCUGAAUUCACUCCGUCCAAACCUCGAGAGAAGUGGCUCCGCAAGAGGACUCAUGUUAAAAUAAGGAACGUGACAGCUAACCACCGAGUGAACGACGCCGUGUUCACGGAGGACGGAGCCCAGAUGGUGAUGGGGCGUUUCAUGUACGGCCCUCUGGACAUGGUCACCCUCACUGGAGAAAAGAUUGACAUCCACAUCAUGACCCAGCCUCCCUCUGGAGAGUGGGUUUACUUCAGCACAGAGCUCACCAACAGCAGUGGACGGGUCUCUUAUGUGAUCCCUGAGAGCAAAAAGCUGGGUAUCGGAGUGUAUCCAGUCAAAAUGGUCGUCAGGGGCGACCAUACAGUUGCAGACAGCUAUCUCUCUAUUGUUCCACGAGGAACAGAGUUUGUUGUAUUCAGUAUCGACGGGUCAUUUGCUGCCAGUGUGUCUAUAAUGGGCAGCGACCCAAAGGUUCGAGCUGGAGCUGUGGAUGUGGUGAGGUACUGGCAGGACUUGGGCUAUUUGAUAGUAUACGUAACGGGUCGUCCUGACAUGCAGAAGCAGCGUGUGGUGGCCUGGCUCUCUCAGCAUAACUUUCCUCACGGCAUCGUCUCAUUCUGCGACGGGCUGGUUCACGACCCGCUCCGACACAAGGCCAACUUCCUCAAAGGCCUCAUCAACGAGGCCCACAUGAGGAUCUUUGCAGCCUACGGCUCCACCAAGGACAUAUCUGUGUACUCAACUAUCGGCUUGCCUCCGUCACACAUCUACAUAGUGGGAAGGCCCACGAAGAAAUUGCAGCACCAGUGUCAGUUCAUCUCGGAUGGCUACGCUACCCACCUGUCCCAGCUGGAGUACAACCAGAGAUCGCGUCCUGCCAAGUCUGGUAGCACCCGCAUGGUCCUCCGCAAAAGCAGCUUUGGGAUGGGUGCAGCCGGAGGAGACUUCCUUCGCAAGCGCAAUCACAUCUUUCGCACCAUCUCUCAGCAGCCCGGAGGGGCGGGCUCGGCCUCUACGAACCAGCCGGGGCGGACCGAGCGAACCCUGAGCCAGUGCGAAAUGGAGCGGGAUCGAGGGGUCGGGCCAGCAACCCAAAGGAGCAUGAGUAUAGCCGCAGGGUGCUGGGGCCGCAGCGGGAGCGCCAAGGAGGGCAGCGGAGGGUUACUCGGCCCGAAAUAAGGUUUGAGGUGGAGCUGUGGUGUUAAAGGACCCGGCCUGAACCACCACGAUCUCUGGAUUGGACACAGAGAGAAGGGUGGAAGAAGACGAAAUGGAUGUAGGGUUUGUAUUUUAGAAAUUAAAAAGGGACAGAGACGGGAUACAGCAUGAACGACACACUUCUGUAGCAUGACUCUUUUACAGUAAUACUUUUAUAGGAUACAUCAUUAACUAUUCAAAAAAGCUGACGAGGAAGGAUUAAAUGAAAUAUUGUAAGCCUUAAACUAAUCUUGUAUAACGGGACCCCACCUCCCCUUUCCAAACACACACAUAAACGACACACUGUCCAAGCAUUCACACUCUCAUGAGCUCAGGACAAACUGCAGAGCCAGAUUCAUCUUCAAACAGCCGAGCACGUUAACUGGCAGCCGUGGCAAAGAGCCGAUGGCUUUCACGUCUGAUUCUGUCCCACUGUCAGCCAGGCGACAACAUGUUUCAAACACAACAACUCGCCUCCGGAAACGACUGGCAAUAAGUACGGAGUGCCGAAUACAGAGUCAGUUCAUCCAAAUUACAAAAAAAGACCAACAUAUAUUCUCACUUACCUCUCGUGGUACCUUUCCAUGCGGGUAGUUUUGGUUUUGUUUGUCCAGGAUUCGAUAUGUCAGAGAUGACUGCCUCAUUUUCUUGCUGUGAGCACCACAAUUGCAUUCAGGUGGAGACAGACAUCUUAGACCAUUGGGCACAUAAAACCAAAAUUGUCUGCAUGGCUAGAUACAAUCAGAGGUAAGUGAGAAAAUAUGCAUUUUUAUGUAGUUUGGGUGAACUCAUCCUUUUAAAAACCUGGGAGCUGGAUUUAAAAAUCAUGAAAUAUAAUCCUCUUGAAUUAUCAGAUGUGAAAGUACUUCUUGUCUUUGUCACAGAACAAUUUUGUUCCUCACUAAUAUGCUACAUGUGUUUAAAUACAUAAUGCUAGUUUUUAUUCCCCGUGUGUGUGUGUGUGUGUGUGUGUGUGUAUGUAUGUGUGUGUGUGUGUGUACUCUGUAGUAUUAUCCCUUUCAGUGUGGCCUCUGGGCCAUCCAAGGCCUUAAUAUCCAACAACACACUUGCUCCACCGAUGGAACAGACCGCAGACAAACAGGGCAUGCAGCAUUAAAGCAACUGAAACUCUGUACAGUCCACAGCAACAAUCCCUUUAUAUAUUCAUCUGCUUGCAAUACCUCUGAUCCACCUGUUGGUGGUGUUCUGUUCCCCACACGUGCUGCUGCUGCUGCUGGGACAGAUGUGUUCCCCGGCUUUUUGCUCUUUCGGACGGAUGGGGGAUUGGAUGUUAUGUUUCUGCUGAGGAGCCUGCUUCAUUUCAGGCUGGAUGCCAGGAGGGAUGGAGACAGUAUUCCCUUACAGCUUUCACUUACAGAGACCUGUUAAUCUUUCAGUAUUUUUACCAAACGGACUGAAGAAUGGGCCGGUAGUGAUUCAGCAUGAAUGUUGAAAAGACUGGAUCGAUCCUUUCGCUGGUGAAUGUGGAGAAAAUCACUGGUGCCCUCGUGAGCGCAAACAUCAUUUUGUUGCUUCUGUCUACUAAACUGUAUAUUUUCAUACAAAUGGGAUGUAGAUGAAGAGGAAGAAGCCACCUUACAUCUCCAAUCAAAAAACUAAAACAUUGCGCACAAAAUAGUUUCCAGUGCUGAUGCCACCCUCCCUCAUUAAAGGAUAGGUUCGCAGUUUUUCAAGUUUUAAAACAAUAGUGAAGGUAUAUUAUUAACAGUUGUUCCUUCUGUUUCUACUCACCAUUACAUCAUCUCUAAUGUGCUUCCAGUGGAAGUGAUGGGGGACGAAAUUGUUCUGUGUAAGAACUUAUUUUUGUAUGAAGUUAAUAUGAAGGUUAAGCAGAGUGAGUUAGUCAAAUCAAGUGGAAAUCUAUAGACUUUUUAGUAUGAAAUCAGAUCAGCUCACAGUACUGAGUCAGCUCUGCUAACAGAAACAGAAAACUCCCCCCUUCCUCCGGAAAUCAUGUCAUUUUUCAUUUUUGAUACUCUCGAGCCGCCUCUUGCCGUUCCUUGAAUUUGUCCGACGAUUCCGGCAUCGGCCCCUUACCGACAGAAGUUCCCGAACCUCGUCGUCUCUCCAGUUGAGACAUAUUCGUUGCCUUUUUUUCGUGUAAAUCACCCUCCUCAGUCAGGAGAAACUUCAUCAACGCGCCCACUCGCUCGCUGUAAAUUCCCACACUUUUUGGGCUCAUUUGGAGAUCACAAGAACUUUGUACUUGGGACCUGGCAGGGUAAAGACUUGAUUCGGACAUUUGCGUUCUCACAUACAGCUCCGCCGGGUAAUGUCUAGAUAGGUUCGGGUUUUGCAGUGCAUGUGUAAAAGGGGCAUUAGAUAACUUUAGAUUACUGGAUUUAGUCCCCCAUCACUUAGAGUGGAAGCACAGCAGGAAGGGAUCUUUUAAUGGCCAGUAUGAACAGGAGAAAUGAUUAAAGCAAGCAAAAACUGUAAUGUUUCAAUGUUCAAAUGGGCACCUGACGUGACUAUUGUUGUAAAAACGACUUGAGAAAUGAAGAACCUCUUCUUUUAAGCUUUUGGAUGUGUGGAGCGGUUGUACCUUUUUAAUUUUACUAUGCUGUUGUUUUAUUUAUGCCCAACUUCCACGCCACACAGGAGUGUCUGUUUCCACUCUGUGUGUGAUGAGCAAUGUCUUCAACCCAACACGAAAGCCAAAAUCAUUCUCUAAAUACUGUAGUUAAUCAACUGUGUAACCUCAUUGUUGUUUUUUGCACUAGUUUACGGUGGAAAUAUACUGUAGUUACCAUCUCGUGUUGCUACAUUUGGACACCUCUGUAGUGCAUGACACAUUUUGUUCAUUUCAGGGUAUACUGUAUGUGCAGAUAGGCACACGUCUGUACAUUUUGUCAGAAUAGGAAAACAAUGUAAGUACACGUGCCAAACGGUAAACCGGCCUAGAGAAGUAUUCAGACCAGGGGUUUUCAACGUGUGACACCUCCGUCCUCAUGUUAUUACCAUUUUUCUUACUUCUAUUUGAAGUAUCGUCGUGCUCUAAGUUUCGGAGCUUCAGUUCCCACAAUGCUUUGGGAGAUGUAAACAGGACGCACGAGUUAUGCUGUAAGCUACAGCUUGAGCUUCAUUUUUUUUAAGCUUAAAUUUGUUUACAUUUUGGCAAUUAAAAGUAUGCCGGAUUAGCUAUUAGCACUUCCUGUCAGUAAUGUACCCACAGAUGUACAGACAACUAUCACUGGGUUACAUUAAGGAAAACCUGAUGAUUUUCAGGCAACUUCUGAAGUUAUAAAGAAGCGGCUUUUUUCUGUGAUUUCUAAGCAUACUUAUGAAUGUUAAUUGGCAGAGGUCCACUGGAAGUGGAAGUCAGACUGAAUCUAAAGAUAUGUGUAUUAUGUUUUUGUGUUAAGAUUUGAGAAGAGUUAUGACUCCAAGAAUGAGUAUGAGUUAUGGCGCAAUUUGCGACAACUGGGCACUAAGUGUUUUAGUGUGCUUUCACAUGGGGGAAAAACAUUAGACCCUGUAGCAUUUAUCAGCCGUUUCGGUUCCUCUGGUCCAAAUCAAUUGAUGAGUUGGUGAAACGAACCAAAACACAGCAAAACAAGUCACGUGAGAACAUUCACAUCAUCGACCGGAUGUGUCUUUGAACGCGUUUCCUAAACUGCUCUUGGAUUGGUCGGACUUAACAUGCGGGAAAAUUCCAACGGAACUCGUGGAAGUUGACAAAAAGAGGAGAAAAGUCAGAAGACAACACGCCACUUUUGCAAGUCUUGCUAUGGAGAGACAACUAGCCCUGGUCAUCGUAGCACAGCGCAGCUGACUACGGCAGCUGGUUUAGUCCAAAAAUGCGCAGUUCUUCCAGCAGUUGGGUCUGUUCGAGAUCGGAUCACGUUCUUACCACAAACUAACCGCUCCAUGACCGUUGGGUCCGCUUUUGGUGCGCAUCCGAGUGUGAUUGCUGCAUUCACACCUGCCCAAACGGACCGCACCAAGGGGGGAAAACAAACUCUAGUCCGAUUCAACCGAACUAAAUGCUGUGAAAGCCUCCUUAAAGUACCUUUUAUAGCCUCCAUGAGUUGUGUGCCACAACCCCUGCUGCAGCAGUUGCAGACAAAACUACGCUAACUAACUUCCCAUUGUUUUCUGAACACCUGCAUGCACCGGUCUCUUUCAUCUCGCCCAUUGUCUUUCCCCCCCUGGGAGGCGGCACCGUUUGAAAACCCCUGAUUUAGACCGUAACCAGCCUUCUAUUAUAGUCAGAAGGGGAGAAGUGUACUGGGAGCAUUUACUUACUGCUUUGGCUGGACUUUGAUGCUUUUUGGUGACUAGGCUAUACCUUUUUUUAAUAUAAUGUUGUCCAUGUCUGAGAAAGAAAAGUGGCUUUGACAGAAAACUGAAGGUGUCUUUUUUUAAUCUUUGAAUUGUGAGCAGAGGCCGAGCAUGUUGCUGUAAUCGUGGACAAUAGGCUCUUUAGGUCAUUGACUUUUAAAUUGAGUUUCUGUUGUGCUGUGGGGUGGCAGAUUUUUGGCUACAAACACAUUGUUCCCCUUUUUAGCCGAUUGGCUGCUGAGUUGAAUGUCCCCUUUUGGAUUCUGAGACUGUUGUUCAGGAGCCGUGGCUGUGUCCGUGUACAUACUGUACAGAUGUAUAUGUAGGAGUUAUUUAUUUACAUAAAGAUCAUGAUGCUACUCUGGAAAUUUCAGGUGAAAUGUAUUUGAAAAUAUGUAGCAUUUUAUUUGUCACUUUGGUGGUCAUUAAGACAACGGACCAACACAGAAAGGUUUUUAGUUUUUAGCAGUGUAAUAUUAUCGUUCCAAUCGCAGCCAGGCGAAACCGCUAUCUCAGCAGCUCAACAGCGAGCGCCCACUUUUUGAACGUCUCUGGUUCCGUUAGUGAUUUUCACUAUUCAAUAUAUCCAUUGACGUUCCUUUAAAUGUUUAUAUAACAAGCCUGGAACCAAGCCAACCAGCUACGAGAUGAAUCGUGACCAUAAAAGAUUUGAUUCGCCGCAAAAAUAACAUUUUGAAAACAGCAAAAAAAAAAAAAAGGCAAAAGGUACAACAAGACUGGGUACAGAAACGAUCAGAGACUGCAAUGGUAGCAGCUCGCCAUAGCCACUCGCGGUAAACAUUGCCAUGUUAACAGCGGGCUACCACCAAUCAGAGACGUCGCUGUUGCGCUUAGAAUUGUGGGUAGUGUAGUACUUGUCCUUGACAUCGGGAAUAAAAAAUGUUUUUCUUAAAACAAGGUUGAUUUCAUACAGAUUUGUGGCUUCUACGGGAGCAGAAACUAUCUUUUCACAACCUCAUAGCUCGUGGUCAGUCUACCUCGGAUGGUUUAGACAUUAUGGCUGAUAAUCAAAACCCUUACGGAGAAAAUGAACGUGAUUUUUACUUCCGGAACCACACUGUUGAGCUGUAUUCAAGCUACAGGCAAUCCACAGUCUGAAAUCACACACACACACACACACACACACACCACCUGCAGUUGUGUUUCACACCUCGUGAAAACUAUUUGUAUCUGAUCUACUGUUGACCUCUGCUGUCGCUCUUUACAACAGUCAACUGCUGAGCAUUUUAUAGGACUUACCGUACCUAUUUUUCAAACUGUAGUAUUUUACAAAGCCUUUGAAAUAUAACUGGAGACUGGUUUUUCAGUGAGCAGUGAUGGGUGCAUGAUGAAAAGUGAAACCCCAUAAACGAAGCAGCUCUAUUUAACAAGCUGUUGCAUGUCAUCCAGUCAGAUUGGAAGUACUUAACCUUCAUGCUUAACAAUAAUGCACCAGUUGUCCACUAUGUCCUCACUGUUUAAUGAAAUAUAUAUCAAAACAUUCUGCUGAUUAUAUGUGAGAAUAUUACAAUUUGUUUGCCACAUUUGGAUAAGACGCUUAGAGACCUACAGAGGUUUAUCUUCAGCUCACUUUUAGAGAUUACAUUCAAGUUUGAUAUGCUCUGAUUUUAAAGUAUUUCACUUUAUUUUAACCCUGUUAUUUAGCAUUUAUAAGCCGUACAAACCCAUACACACAUACUGCACUGUAACACAUAACACUGUGUAGUUGUAUAAGCAAUUAUAUAAUUAUUACACUGUAUUUAUUUGGAACAAUUUAAUCUCUUCCUACAGCAGAGCCUUCUCUAAAACGCUCUGAAGAAGGCUUUGUGCCGAAAUGUUGAUUUAUUGUGAUGUUAGCCUAAUUAAAUAAGUAAAAUGACAUUAUUUUGUCCACUUUAACUUAACUUUUUUUUUUUUUAUAACUGACUACAAACAGUGUUACAACCCUUUUAUUCCGUGUUAAUAUUGUGCUUGUAAAUGCUAAAAAAGGGGCUUUAAAAUAAAGUAUUAUUUCUCUGUAUGCUGUUAGCACCUGUAUCCAAAAGGCCAUUACCUCUUCUUACAUGAUUGGAAAGUGUUAUCCUUUUAACUCAUAACAUGAACUGAUAAAAGCACUGUGUGUAGUUGAUUAACAACGCCAGUUAGUUGUUUUCAGACAGAGGAUACAGUAGGUACUAAUGUCUCCUAUAGUUCAUACAUGUGUUCAGGCACAUAUAUGCCCCGGCUCUCUCUCUGCCAUUGUCUGUUCUGUGGAAUAAAUACAAUUGGACGGUAAA
Messenger RNA from Perca fluviatilis (European perch), 11638 nucleotides. RefSeq names its product membrane-associated phosphatidylinositol transfer protein 2-like. Gene Ontology annotation, biological process: phospholipid transport. Gene Ontology annotation, cellular component: cytoplasm. The record is from RefSeq and is a predicted model, not a curated record. Bases 792 to 5039 code for a protein of 1415 amino acids. NCBI's taxonomy places the organism in Eukaryota, Metazoa, Chordata, Actinopteri, Perciformes, Percidae. The transcript has 29 exons. Gene Ontology annotation, molecular function: phosphatidylinositol transfer activity; phosphatidylcholine binding; metal ion binding.